Messenger RNA from Strongylocentrotus purpuratus (purple sea urchin), 7695 nucleotides. RefSeq lists its product as uncharacterized. Bases 1 to 7695 code for a protein of 2564 amino acids. The record is from RefSeq and is a predicted model, not a curated record. NCBI's taxonomy places the organism in Eukaryota, Metazoa, Echinodermata, Echinoidea, Camarodonta, Strongylocentrotidae. The transcript is spliced from 33 exons.
AUGGGGCAGACGGCCAUGAAGCAAAGUCAUACUAAUGUGGUUGUGUCUCUGUUUAACUGGAUUGAUUAUCCUUUGCAAUAUCUUUCAGCUGACACCACCCCUCUAGAUUUUACUUGUCCUUCAAACUUGAAUGAGACUGUGCCUCGUGGACAAACACAGGUAUUCAUUUCAUGGCAAAUUCCAACAGCAACAGAUGAAUCCGGCACGACAUAUCAAAUCACUUCUUCUCGCGGACCGGGUGUGUUCUCUCCAGGAACAUAUGAUAUUACGUAUGUGGCCAAGGAUCCAAGUGAAAAUGAAUGGUCUUGCACGUUCACAAUUACUGUAUUCGAACCUGACACCACCCCUCUAGAUUUUACUUGUCCUUCAAACUUGAAUGAGACUGUGCCUCGUGGACAAACACAGGUAUUCAUUUCAUGGCAAAUUCCAACAGCAACAGAUGAAUCCGGCACGACAUAUCAAAUCACUUCUUCUCGCGGACCAGGUGUGUUCUCUCCAGGAACAUAUGAUAUUACGUAUGUGGCCAAGGAUCCAAGUGAAAAUGAAUGGUCUUGCACGUUCACAAUUACUGUAUUCGAACCUGACACCACCCCUCUAGAUUUUACUUGUCCUUCAAACUUGAAUGAGACUGUGCCUCGUGGACAAACACAGGUAUUCAUUUCAUGGCAAAUUCCAACAGCAACAGAUGAAUCCGGCACGACAUAUCAAAUCACUUCUUCUCGCGGACCAGGUGUGUUCUCUCCAGGAACAUAUGAUGUUACGUAUGUGGCCAAGGAUCCAAGUGAAAAUGAAUGGUCUUGCACGUUCACAAUUACUGUAUUCGAACCUGACACCACCCCUCUAGAUUUUACUUGUCCUUCAAACUUGAAUGAGACUGUGCCUCGUGGACAAACACAGGUAUUCAUUUCAUGGCAAAUUCCAACAGCAACAGAUGAAUCCGGCACGACAUAUCAAAUCACUUCUUCUCGCGGACCAGGUGUGUUCUCUCCAGGAACAUAUGAUAUUACGUAUGUGGCCAAGGAUCCAAGUGAAAAUGAAUGGUCUUGCACGUUCACAAUUACUGUAUUCGAACCUGACACCACCCCUCUAGAUUUUACUUGUCCUUCAAACUUGAAUGAGACUGUGCCUCGUGGACAAACACAGGUAUUCAUUUCAUGGCAAAUUCCAACAGCAACAGAUGAAUCCGGCACGACAUAUCAAAUCACUUCUUCUCGCGGACCAGGUGUGUUCUCUCCAGGAACAUAUGAUAUUACGUAUGUGGCCAAGGAUCCAAGUGAAAAUGAAUGGUCUUGCACGUUCACAAUUACUGUAUUCGAACCUGACACCACCCCUCUAGAUUUUACUUGUCCUUCAAACUUGAAUGAGACUGUGCCUCGUGGACAAACACAGGUAUUCAUUUCAUGGCAAAUUCCAACAGCAACAGAUGAAUCCGGCACGACAUAUCAAAUCACUUCUUCUCGCGGACCGGGUGUGUUCUCUCCAGGAACAUAUGAUAUUACGUAUGUGGCCAAGGAUCCAAGUGAAAAUGAAUGGUCUUGCACGUUCACAAUUACUGUAUUCGAACCUGACACCACCCCUCUAGAUUUUACUUGUCCUUCAAACUUGAAUGAGACUGUGCCUCGUGGACAAACACAGGUAUUCAUUUCAUGGCAAAUUCCAACAGCAACAGAUGAAUCCGGCACGACAUAUCAAAUCACUUCUUCUCGCGGACCGGGUGUGUUCUCUCCAGGAACAUAUGAUAUUACGUAUGUGGCCAAGGAUCCAAGUGAAAAUGAAUGGUCUUGCACGUUCACAAUUACUGUAUUCGAACCUGACACCACCCCUCUAGAUUUUACUUGUCCUUCAAACUUGAAUGAGACUGUGCCUCGUGGACAAACACAGGUAUUCAUUUCAUGGCAAAUUCCAACAGCAACAGAUGAAUCCGGCACGACAUAUCAAAUCACUUCUUCUCGCGGACCAGGUGUGUUCUCUCCAGGAACAUAUGAUAUUACGUAUGUGGCCAAGGAUCCAAGUGAAAAUGAAUGGUCUUGCACGUUCACAAUUACUGUAUUCGAACCUGACACCACCCCUCUAGAUUUUACUUGUCCUUCAAACUUGAAUGAGACUGUGCCUCGUGGACAAACACAGGUAUUCAUUUCAUGGCAAAUUCCAACAGCAACAGAUGAAUCCGGCACGACAUAUCAAAUCACUUCUUCUCGCGGACCAGGUGUGUUCUCUCCAGGAACAUAUGAUAUUACGUAUGUGGCCAAGGAUCCAAGUGAAAAUGAAUGGUCUUGCACGUUCACAAUUACUGUAUUCGAACCUGACACCACCCCUCUAGAUUUUACUUGUCCUUCAAACUUGAAUGAGACUGUGCCUCGUGGACAAACACAGGUAUUCAUUUCAUGGCAAAUUCCAACAGCAACAGAUGAAUCCGGCACGACAUAUCAAAUCACUUCUUCUCGCGGACCGGGUGUGUUCUCUCCAGGAACAUAUGAUAUUACGUAUGUGGCCAAGGAUCCAAGUGAAAAUGAAUGGUCUUGCACGUUCACAAUUACUGUAUUCGAACCUGACACCACCCCUCUAGAUUUUACUUGUCCUUCAAACUUGAAUGAGACUGUGCCUCGUGGACAAACACAGGUAUUCAUUUCAUGGCAAAUUCCAACAGCAACAGAUGAAUCCGGCACGACAUAUCAAAUCACUUCUUCUCGCGGACCAGGUGUGUUCUCUCCAGGAACAUAUGAUAUUACGUAUGUGGCCAAGGAUCCAAGUGAAAAUGAAUGGUCUUGCACGUUCACAAUUACUGUAUUCGAACCUGACACCACCCCUCUAGAUUUUACUUGUCCUUCAAACUUGAAUGAGACUGUGCCUCGUGGACAAACACAGGUAUUCAUUUCAUGGCAAAUUCCAACAGCAACAGAUGAAUCCGGCACGACAUAUCAAAUCACUUCUUCUCGCGGACCGGGUGUGUUCUCUCCAGGAACAUAUGAUAUUACGUAUGUGGCCAAGGAUCCAAGUGAAAAUGAAUGGUCUUGCACGUUCACAAUUACUGUAUUCGAACCUGACACCACCCCUCUAGAUUUUACUUGUCCUUCAAACUUGAAUGAGACUGUGCCUCGUGGACAAACACAGGUAUUCAUUUCAUGGCAAAUUCCAACAGCAACAGAUGAAUCCGGCACGACAUAUCAAAUCACUUCUUCUCGCGGACCAGGUGUGUUCUCUCCAGGAACAUAUGAUAUUACGUAUGUGGCCAAGGAUCCAAGUGAAAAUGAAUGGUCUUGCACGUUCACAAUUACUGUAUUCGAACCUGACACCACCCCUCUAGAUUUUACUUGUCCUUCAAACUUGAAUGAGACUGUGCCUCGUGGACAAACACAGGUAUUCAUUUCAUGGCAAAUUCCAACAGCAACAGAUGAAUCCGGCACGACAUAUCAAAUCACUUCUUCUCGCGGACCGGGUGUGUUCUCUCCAGGAACAUAUGAUAUUACGUAUGUGGCCAAGGAUCCAAGUGAAAAUGAAUGGUCUUGCACGUUCACAAUUACUGUAUUCGAACCUGACACCACCCCUCUAGAUUUUACUUGUCCUUCAAACUUGAAUGAGACUGUGCCUCGUGGACAAACACAGGUAUUCAUUUCAUGGCAAAUUCCAACAGCAACAGAUGAAUCCGGCACGACAUAUCAAAUCACUUCUUCUCGCGGACCGGGUGUGUUCUCUCCAGGAACAUAUGAUAUUACGUAUGUGGCCAAGGAUCCAAGUGAAAAUGAAUGGUCUUGCACGUUCACAAUUACUGUAUUCGAACCUGACACCACCCCUCUAGAUUUUACUUGUCCUUCAAACUUGAAUGAGACUGUGCCUCGUGGACAAACACAGGUAUUCAUUUCAUGGCAAAUUCCAACAGCAACAGAUGAAUCCGGCACGACAUAUCAAAUCACUUCUUCUCGCGGACCAGGUGUGUUCUCUCCAGGAACAUAUGAUAUUACGUAUGUGGCCAAGGAUCCAAGUGAAAAUGAAUGGUCUUGCACGUUCACAAUUACUGUAUUCGAACCUGACACCACCCCUCUAGAUUUUACUUGUCCUUCAAACUUGAAUGAGACUGUGCCUCGUGGACAAACACAGGUAUUCAUUUCAUGGCAAAUUCCAACAGCAACAGAUGAAUCCGGCACGACAUAUCAAAUCACUUCUUCUCGCGGACCGGGUGUGUUCUCUCCAGGAACAUAUGAUAUUACGUAUGUGGCCAAGGAUCCAAGUGAAAAUGAAUGGUCUUGCACGUUCACAAUUACUGUAUUCGAACCUGACACCACCCCUCUAGAUUUUACUUGUCCUUCAAACUUGAAUGAGACUGUGCCUCGUGGACAAACACAGGUAUUCAUUUCAUGGCAAAUUCCAACAGCAACAGAUGAAUCCGGCACGACAUAUCAAAUCACUUCUUCUCGCGGACCGGGUGUGUUCUCUCCAGGAACAUAUGAUAUUACGUAUGUGGCCAAGGAUCCAAGUGAAAAUGAAUGGUCUUGCACGUUCACAAUUACUGUAUUCGAACCUGACACCACCCCUCUAGAUUUUACUUGUCCUUCAAACUUGAAUGAGACUGUGCCUCGUGGACAAACACAGGUAUUCAUUUCAUGGCAAAUUCCAACAGCAACAGAUGAAUCCGGCACGACAUAUCAAAUCACUUCUUCUCGCGGACCGGGUGUGUUCUCUCCAGGAACAUAUGAUAUUACGUAUGUGGCCAAGGAUCCAAGUGAAAAUGAAUGGUCUUGCACGUUCACAAUUACUGUAUUCGAACCUGACACCACCCCUCUAGAUUUUACUUGUCCUUCAAACUUGAAUGAGACUGUGCCUCGUGGACAAACACAGGUAUUCAUUUCAUGGCAAAUUCCAACAGCAACAGAUGAAUCCGGCACGACAUAUCAAAUCACUUCUUCUCGCGGACCGGGUGUGUUCUCUCCAGGAACAUAUGAUAUUACGUAUGUGGCCAAGGAUCCAAGUGAAAAUGAAUGGUCUUGCACGUUCACAAUUACUGUAUUCGAACCUGACACCACCCCUCUAGAUUUUACUUGUCCUUCAAACUUGAAUGAGACUGUGCCUCGUGGACAAACACAGGUAUUCAUUUCAUGGCAAAUUCCAACAGCAACAGAUGAAUCCGGCACGACAUAUCAAAUCACUUCUUCUCGCGGACCAGGUGUGUUCUCUCCAGGAACAUAUGAUAUUACGUAUGUGGCCAAGGAUCCAAGUGAAAAUGAAUGGUCUUGCACGUUCACAAUUACUGUAUUCGAACCUGACACCACCCCUCUAGAUUUUACUUGUCCUUCAAACUUGAAUGAGACUGUGCCUCGUGGACAAACACAGGUAUUCAUUUCAUGGCAAAUUCCAACAGCAACAGAUGAAUCCGGCACGACAUAUCAAAUCACUUCUUCUCGCGGACCAGGUGUGUUCUCUCCAGGAACAUAUGAUAUUACGUAUGUGGCCAAGGAUCCAAGUGAAAAUGAAUGGUCUUGCACGUUCACAAUUACUGUAUUCGAACCUGACACCACCCCUCUAGAUUUUACUUGUCCUUCAAACUUGAAUGAGACUGUGCCUCGUGGACAAACACAGGUAUUCAUUUCAUGGCAAAUUCCAACAGCAACAGAUGAAUCCGGCACGACAUAUCAAAUCACUUCUUCUCGCGGACCAGGUGUGUUCUCUCCAGGAACAUAUGAUAUUACGUAUGUGGCCAAGGAUCCAAGUGAAAAUGAAUGGUCUUGCACGUUCACAAUUACUGUAUUCGAACCUGACACCACCCCUCUAGAUUUUACUUGUCCUUCAAACUUGAAUGAGACUGUGCCUCGUGGACAAACACAGGUAUUCAUUUCAUGGCAAAUUCCAACAGCAACAGAUGAAUCCGGCACGACAUAUCAAAUCACUUCUUCUCGCGGACCAGGUGUGUUCUCUCCAGGAACAUAUGAUAUUACGUAUGUGGCCAAGGAUCCAAGUGAAAAUGAAUGGUCUUGCACGUUCACAAUUACUGUAUUCGAACCUGACACCACCCCUCUAGAUUUUACUUGUCCUUCAAACUUGAAUGAGACUGUGCCUCGUGGACAAACACAGGUAUUCAUUUCAUGGCAAAUUCCAACAGCAACAGAUGAAUCCGGCACGACAUAUCAAAUCACUUCUUCUCGCGGACCAGGUGUGUUCUCUCCAGGAACAUAUGAUAUUACGUAUGUGGCCAAGGAUCCAAGUGAAAAUGAAUGGUCUUGCACGUUCACAAUUACUGUAUUCGAACCUGACACCACCCCUCUAGAUUUUACUUGUCCUUCAAACUUGAAUGAGACUGUGCCUCGUGGACAAACACAGGUAUUCAUUUCAUGGCAAAUUCCAACAGCAACAGAUGAAUCCGGCACGACAUAUCAAAUCACUUCUUCUCGCGGACCAGGUGUGUUCUCUCCAGGAACAUAUGAUAUUACGUAUGUGGCCAAGGAUCCAAGUGAAAAUGAAUGGUCUUGCACGUUCACAAUUACUGUAUUCGAACCUGACACCACCCCUCUAGAUUUUACUUGUCCUUCAAACUUGAAUGAGACUGUGCCUCGUGGACAAACACAGGUAUUCAUUUCAUGGCAAAUUCCAACAGCAACAGAUGAAUCCGGCACGACAUAUCAAAUCACUUCUUCUCGCGGACCGGGUGUGUUCUCUCCAGGAACAUAUGAUAUUACGUAUGUGGCCAAGGAUCCAAGUGAAAAUGAAUGGUCUUGCACGUUCACAAUUACUGUAUUCGAACCUGACACCACCCCUCUAGAUUUUACUUGUCCUUCAAACUUGAAUGAGACUGUGCCUCGUGGACAAACACAGGUAUUCAUUUCAUGGCAAAUUCCAACAGCAACAGAUGAAUCCGGCACGACAUAUCAAAUCACUUCUUCUCGCGGACCGGGUGUGUUCUCUCCAGGAACAUAUGAUAUUACGUAUGUGGCCAAGGAUCCAAGUGAAAAUGAAUGGUCUUGCACGUUCACAAUUACUGUAUUCGAACCUGACACCACCCCUCUAGAUUUUACUUGUCCUUCAAACUUGAAUGAGACUGUGCCUCGUGGACAAACACAGGUAUUCAUUUCAUGGCAAAUUCCAACAGCAACAGAUGAAUCCGGCACGACAUAUCAAAUCACUUCUUCUCGCGGACCAGGUGUGUUCUCUCCAGGAACAUAUGAUAUUACGUAUGUGGCCAAGGAUCCAAGUGAAAAUGAAUGGUCUUGCACGUUCACAAUUACUGUAUUCGAACCUGACACCACCCCUCUAGAUUUUACUUGUCCUUCAAACUUGAAUGAGACUGUGCCUCGUGGACAAACAAAGGUAUUCAUUUCAUGGCAAAUUCCAACAGCAACAGAUGAAUCCGGCACGACAUAUCAAAUCACUUCUUCUCGCGGACCAGGUGUGUUCUCUCCAGGAACAUAUGAUAUUACGUAUGUGGCCAAGGAUCCAAGUGAAAAUGAAUGGUCUUGCACGUUCACAAUUACUGUAUUCGAACCUGACACCACCCCUCUAGAUUUUACUUGUCCUUCAAACUUGAAUGAGACUGUGCCUCGUGGACAAACACAGGUAUUCAUUUCAUGGCAAAUUCCAACAGCAACAGAUGAACGGGUGUGUUCUCUCCAGGAACAUAUGAUAUUACUUAUUGUAUUCCCAUUCCUCUACCUCUACUUCUACAUUGUGUUAAACCCAUAUUUCGUCGGCCAGGUGGCAGAAGGGCGUUAA